GUUCAACAUUCGAAAAAAGCGCAUUUUUGAGUGAGCGUCAGUUAGCAGCACUGGAGUGAGAGGAUUACGUGAUUACCGUAUACAUUUUUCAAAAGCCCUCUCUUCAAGGGGAAUUUCUUUUGGAGAAAAAUGAAUGUCUUAAAAAUUAUGAAGUCAGAAGGACUACAUAGAGAAUCCAAAAUUGGACAAAUUGGUCCUUAUCCACUUUAUGUGAAAAGUUUUGAAUCACUAAUAGACAACAACAAAGUGUCUGAUGAGGUCAUGGAUGCCUUGUUUCACCUGUUCAGCAUGAGGCAACCUGAUGUUCUGGCUAUUAAUACCCACACCCUGACUGAUAUUCUGGAAGGGAAACCAAGAGCAAGGAGCCGUUACUUUACCAAGAGGAACAUCUUUGAAAACAUAAAGGAGAUCAUCGGUCCCUAUCUGGAGUGUGGGAAUCACUGGACCUUUUUUCACUGCAGUAUUGUUGAUCAUACUAUUACUUACUUAAAUUCACUGGGGGAAGAAGAUGAACAGUACUACAAAUUAGCAGAAAAUUGGAGCAUAUUUGCUGCAUCAAAAGGCUACCGGGGACCGUGGAAAAGAACAAAGAGGAACCAUACCCUUCAGAAUGACACUAUUUCAUGUGGCGUUUUUACAGCAGUGUUUGCUGAGGCUUUUUUAGGUGACACAAGGGGCUAUCUUGCAUGCUCGCCUGUACUGCAGGAGAGAGAACGACUGGGGAUAUUUCUAUUCAGUUCACUUGGGGGAUUUCUGGUGGAAAGUGUUUUGAAGGUUUCGGACUUUAACCAAGCAAAAAGAUACCUGGUUACAUCAGAAGAACUGCAAAGGAGAUGCUCCCUACCAGAAUGCUACUCCGCAAACACAGUAGUGGCCUACCUACGGAAGGCCAAGGGCCAAAAACAGAAAAUUACAGAGAAGUUGGUGGAGUUGGAGGUGACGCCCUCAAAGCGCACAAAGUUAACUUCACAGUGCUCAAAACUUUGUGAAGAUGAAUGCAGCGAUCUGGCUGGUGAUUUAACAUACUUGGCAGCAAAAUUCAUUCCCCAGAAAAAGGUGGCUCAAGCCUUGUUGGAAGAGGGGAAUUUACAUACAGCCAUGGCCAAAACAGAAGAAUGCAGGAAGACAUUGAAAGCUGUACAGAAUGCUUUAGAGUCUAAUUGGGAAACAUAUGAUCUGGCAACACAUGGUCUUGGGCCUGCUGUUAUAAAAGGGACCUUUUCAUUAAUUGAUUCAUGCCUAGUUAGGGUCUUCAGGAUUACUAGAAACUUCGAGACAGGUGUGUUUGGGCUGGUUGGAGCUAAACUCUGCAAGAAACUGGCCCUCCAGGAACCGAGUUUGACACCCCUGAUCUAA
Messenger RNA from Misgurnus anguillicaudatus (oriental weatherfish), 1356 nucleotides. The record is from RefSeq and is a predicted model, not a curated record. Lineage: Eukaryota; Metazoa; Chordata; Actinopteri; Cypriniformes; Cobitidae.